Molecule: messenger RNA, 951 nt
Organism: Miscanthus lutarioriparius
Lineage: Eukaryota; Viridiplantae; Streptophyta; Magnoliopsida; Poales; Poaceae
Source: the annotation of a GenBank genome assembly
AUGAACAUGGAGCAGCAAGUCGAGCACAGCCAUCUCCAAAUCCGAGGCCUCAGCCUCCACGUGGCCCAAGCAGGCAAAGGCGAGCUGGGCACGGUGGUGUUCCUGCACGGAUUCCCGGAGAUAUGGUACUCGUGGCGCCACCAGAUGCUGGCCGUGGCCGCCGCCGGGUACCGCGCCGUCGCGCCGGACUGGCGAGGGUACGGGCUCUCGGACCAGCCGCUGGAGCCGGAGGCCGCGUCGUACGACGACCUGGUGGAGGAUCUCCUCGCAAUCCUCGAUGCCUUCUCCAUUCCCAAGGCUUUCCUUGUGGCGAAGGAUUUCGGAGCCAUGCCAGCCUAUGAGUUUGCUCUUCGUCACCCUAGCCGCACAUGUGGUGUUAUGUGUUUGGGGAUCCCCUUCCUUAACGGUGGCUCAUCCUUCACCAGCUUGCCAGAAGGCUUCUACAUUUUGCGCUGGCGGGAACCAGGAAGAGCAGAGGCUGAUUUUGGCCGGUAUGAUGUCAAGAGAGUUGUUCGGACCAUCUACGUGCUCUUCUCUAGGAGCGAAAUCCCAAUAGCAAAAGAAGACCAAGAGAUUAUGGACCUUGCGGACUUGUCAACACCUCUUCCAGAGUGGUUCACUGAGGAUGAUCUCGCUGUGUAUGCUUCACUCUAUGAGAAAUCAGGUUUCCGGUAUCCAAUGGAGAUGCCAUAUAGGUCUCUCCAUAAAAGGAAGCCAAUCGAAGAUCCAAAAUUCCAAGUCCCGGUGUUUGUUGUCAUGGGGGAGAAAGACUAUGUGUUCAAGUUCCCUGGGGUUGAGUCCGUUUUGAAAGAUGGCAUCAUGGAGAAAUUCGCACCGGACCUUAAGAUCACCUACAUCCCUGAAGGAAGCCAUUUCGUUCAGGAGCAGUUCCCGGACAAGGUGAAUGAUCUCCUGGUCAGCUUCUUGAAGGGCCACCCUGUGUCUGCAUAG